This is a messenger RNA of Zalophus californianus (California sea lion), 477 nucleotides long. Its product is annotated as 10 kDa heat shock protein, mitochondrial-like. Bases 157 to 477 code for a protein of 106 amino acids. Lineage: Eukaryota; Metazoa; Chordata; Mammalia; Carnivora; Otariidae. The record is from RefSeq and is a predicted model, not a curated record. The transcript has a single exon. Gene Ontology annotation, cellular component: mitochondrial matrix. Gene Ontology annotation, molecular function: protein folding chaperone; ATP binding; protein-folding chaperone binding.
GGCUUGAGUGAUUUGAGGAGGGGACAUUUGAACUGAGAUUUGAUGGGUGAAAAGGAUCCAGUCAAGUGAGAACCACAGAAAGAAUUAUCUUUUAGAAAGAAAGUUAUUGCACGGUGGCAGCUCCAGAGCAGAGUACGAACUGCGGUGGCUGGAGUCAUGGCAGGGCAGGCAUUUAGAAAGUUUCUUCCCCUCUUUGACCGAGUUUUAGUUGAAAGGAGUGUAGCUGAAACUGUAACCAUAGGAGGUAUUAUGCUUCCAGAAAAAUCUCAAGGAAAAGUGUUGCAAGCAACAGUAGUAGCUGUUGGAUCAAGCUCUAAAGGAAAGGGAAAGGGUGGAGAGAUUCAACCAGUUAGUGUAGCUAGUGUGAAAGUUGGAGAUAAAGUUCUUCCAGAAUAUGGAGGCACCAAAGUAGUUCUAGAUGAUAAGGAUUAUUUCUUAUUUAGAGAUGGUGACAUUAUCGGAAAGUACGUGGACUGA